Messenger RNA from Cylas formicarius (sweet potato weevil), 2256 nucleotides. RefSeq names its product probable serine hydrolase. The record is from RefSeq and is a predicted model, not a curated record. The transcript is spliced from 3 exons. The coding region runs from base 1143 to 2141 and encodes 332 amino acids. NCBI's taxonomy places the organism in Eukaryota, Metazoa, Arthropoda, Insecta, Coleoptera, Brentidae.
ACCCGCAUAGAAUUAUUAUAAAAUGUGUAGCUAGCAACGUGUUAUGCUAUUUAAGGCUAGUUAAAUUAUAUCUGUGAAAGAAGAGAGAUGACAGUUCCAUUAUUAAUUAAAAUUUUUCUAAAAAUAUGUACAUAUGUCCAAUUUGAUUUACUUUGAUUUUGCGCUGUUGUUCAGUUUAAAACUAGCUGAGUAUGCUUUAAAUCUGCACUUUUGAAAAAUGUUGCGUCCUUUAUUCAUGUCAGCAGGUACAUCUAUGUCCUACUUGUUUUACUUGUUUUUGUCGUUAACGAAAGCAAUUAAAAAUAUAUACAAAAUGAAUCAUCAAUGUAUUAAAGAUGUGAUAUGUCAUGUUAACAAAAAUAUGCGAUUAAGGAAGUGGGUUAGGUGUUAUUAGGGCGAGGUACAAGCAUUUUCAAAGUGUUGCGGAAUGUGCGGUGGGUAAGAAGAAACAAUUAAACCACAUCGUAUUUGUGGUUCCAACCGUGUUUUUGUUAUAGACAAUAUAGUAAAAUCGACUUUAAAAUUUUAAGAAUUAUCUAUCACAAGCAACUGUAACUAUAUUCCCCAAUUUCAUUGUUCUUCGUCUUUGCAAUUCAAUCGGACAAGUUUGCCAGGAUCAGAUAGUCAAUUAACAAAAAACGAACAGCAGACAACAAGCGAUCACUUCCUCACACAAACAACGAUACAUAACUUCAGAACAUAUAUUGCAAUAAACUGUUAACGUUGUACACAUUUAAGUAAGCUUUGCGAAAACGGAUAAGAGUAAGAAUCGACAGACUACUACAUUGUGGAUUUUGUGUCUACGUUUUUUUUCUUUUUGCUUUUCAUGAUUCAAUCCACAAGGAUUGUACUAUUGGAGUAGUUCCGUUUGUGAAUUCAGCUCUUUUUGAUAAAUAUUUUUGGAAAAUUUCAGUUUGCUUUUUAUAGAAUUUAAUUUAAAUUGUGUCCGUAUUUUAGGAUUGCGUAAAUUAUAGAAAUCAAUUCAAAUUUUGUCAUUUGUGUGUGGCAAAUCACCGUAACUCUUUUCGCUGAAACAAACAUGUUACGGACUAACCCAUACUAUUGUAAAUUACUAGGAUUAUUAUUCUAAUUUUGUGUAACUAUGUUUUUGAUUUCACAUAUCGACAUACGUGAAUCCUGUGAUGUUCCCGAGGCGAUGUUUCUUGAGUUUUCAAAAUAUUCGACGAAGUUUAUGCACCGACAAACCAUGGCAAGAAAUAUCAGUACCAGUACCGUGGGGUCAAAUAAGUGGAAAGUGGUGGGGACCUACUAAUGUUAGACCUAUAUUAUGUAUUCAUGGUUGGCAGGACAACUGUGGUACCUUCGAUAGGCUGCUACCACUAUUGCAGAAAAAUGUUGCAUUUUUGGCAAUUGAUCUUCCAGGUCAUGGAUGCUCAUCUCAUCUACCUCUUGGAAUGUAUUAUCACUUUACUAACUAUAUCAUAACCAUAAAAUCAAUAAUAAGACAUUUUAAUUGGCCUAAAAUAUCUCUUAUGGGCCACUCCUUGGGAGGGAUUACUUCAUACACAUACACCAUGCUUUAUCCCGAUAAUGUGGAUUUUGUAGCCUGUAUAGAUGGGGCAAAGCCAAUGACACGCAAAAGAACAAUUCUGCAUUUAGCAAAUGAAAUAACCAAAUUUGUUAAAAAUAAUGAUUAUGCAAUGACAAAUGUAGAACCACCAAGCUAUACCAUAGAAGAGAUAAAAAAGAAAAUACAUGCACCUAAUAAAGGAUCAGUGUAUUUAGAAUUUGCUCAUUACAUUAUGGAGAGGAAUAUUGCCCCGUCGAAAGUAAACCCAGGAAAAUAUUAUUUUACUCGAGAUCCUAGAUUAAAAUCAGGAGAACUUCUAACUUUUUCGCAGAGUGAUUUGGUGGAAUUUGCACAAAACAUUAAAUGUCCAAUUUUUGUUAUUAAAGCAAGGGGUGGUUCAUAUUAUGAAGCAAAGGAAAAUUUUUAUGAAGUGUUAGAUGUUCUCAAAAGAAGCAGCGUUGACUGCGAUUUCCACUACAUUGAAGGCACACAUCAUGCUCAUUUAAAUAAUCCCAAUGAUGAACUUGCCCAGUUAUUUAGAAAUUUUAUUCAGAAACAUUAUUACUCAGAGGAUAGAAGUAUAGGCAGUUUAGAUUGCAUCCGUUUGUAGAAAUCUCUUAUUUCUUAGUUUUCUUGAGAAUCUUAUUAAGCUACUUACUUCUGUAUAUAUUUUAAAUUAAAAUGUUGGUUGUGUUAUACACAUAUAUGUAUAUAUAUUUGUUAUA